This is a messenger RNA of Schistosoma turkestanicum, 689 nucleotides long. The record is from the annotation of a GenBank genome assembly. Lineage: Eukaryota; Metazoa; Platyhelminthes; Trematoda; Strigeidida; Schistosomatidae.
AUAUAUCGAAUGGUUGUAAAUCAUAUAAAUGUAAAGACUGGGAGAACUACUCCUUUUCUUUUUAUGAAAGAAUGAGACAAGGGCCUGGGGAAAAUGGUUUGCCAGUCAGAUUAUCAAUGUCCGAGAAAGCACUGUCGAAAAAAACACUUAACUCCAAUGGUUUCAAUAUUUAUGUGAGCGAAAAAAUCAAAACGGAUAGAUCAGUAAAAGAUAUAAGAUAUCCAAAUUGUAGAGGGGCUUUAUAUUCUGAAAGACUGCCUCUUGUGUCUGUAAUUAUACCAGUUUAUGAAGAACAUUGGGAAACACUUAUUCGCACUAUCGUGUCUGUUUUAAACCGAUCGCCGUUAGAGCUCAUUAAAGAAAUCAUUUUGGUUGAUGAUGGCAGCUCACGAGAGCAUUUGAAAGACAGACUCGAUAAUCAUCUCUCAAGGACCUAUCCUAGUGGUCUUGUUCAGGUGAUUCAUUUGAGAAAAAGGGAAGGGCUUAUCCGAGCAAAGUUAUCAGGUGCGAAGUUAGCAGCGGGUGACGUUCUUAUAUUUUUGGACUCUCACUGUGAAGCUAACGUGAAUUGGCUUCCACCUCUUCUGGAACCGAUUUCUAAAAAUUACCGGACUGUAACAUGCCCUUUUAUUGAUGUAAUUGAUGCUGACACCUUUGAAUACCGUGCUCAAGAUGAUGGUGCUCGUGGC